AAUAUUGCUUCUGCUGUGACGCUUGUAAAUCAGUAAAGUCUUUGUCGGAGUAGCUUUUGUAUGGUGAAGACGUGAAGUGCUAGUAUCGAAAUAGGAUUUGAAGUUUCAUUCCGUUUUUAGUUUUGUGUACAUAAAAAAAAUUACGAUACAUUAAGCUGUAUAUUGAUAGGAGGAAUAGUAGCCGAAGUAAUAAUGGAUGAAGAAGUAAUUGAUGCAGUUGUUGAUAAGGUAGAUGAAACAGAGACGGUUAAAGUUGAAACAAAACUGCCCUUCUCAAUAGAUAGCUUACUGGCAGAUAAGUUUGAGAGGAAAGAAUUUGAAUGUCGUUCGGAUGAGGAUGAUAGAAGCAGUGUUUCAGAGCAGUUAGAUGUGGAGACUUCUUGUGAUGUUGCAGAAGGGAGCAGUGAUUUUCAUCAAUCAGGAUGCAGUUCAAGAGGGAAACGCGCAAGAACAGCAUUUAGUGCACAACAAAUUAAAAGCUUAGAGGCUGAGUUUGAGAAGAAUAGAUAUCUGAGUGUUGCUGCCAGAGGGCGCUUAGCUAGGCAGUUGAGGUUAACAGAAACCCAGAUUAAAAUUUGGUUUCAAAACCGACGAACGAAAUGGAAGCGAAAAUACACAAACGACGUAGAAAUCCUGGCACAACAGUAUUACAACAGUCUUGGUAUUGUUACACCAAGGCCAAUGUUUGUGGGUGAUAGAUUAUGGAUUUUCAAUUACCCAAACAGAUUACCACAAUGGAAAGUUUCAAAUAUAAAUGCACAUGGCCAUUUGAUAGAUAGAAAUAUCUUUCGCAACUCAAAACCAGAGUACACAGUUCCGCCUAAUGAAAGAUUUUUGAAUUUAGAACGCAGCCUAAAAGUUCCUCCGCCAAAUCGUCUCGUAAUGCCAAAUUUUUCAAACAUGGCGGCAUCGCGUUUAGAUGUCUAUAGAAAUGGUAUUCUAAAUCAAAAUGGGCAAGAAUCAAAUGUGGAUCAUUUAAGAAGAUUGGAGGAGAAUUUUAGUAUUUAAUAACUGAUAAUAAUAUGUUAGUCUAUGUUUAAGUUUA
Messenger RNA from Leptidea sinapis, 1045 nucleotides. RefSeq names its product homeobox protein MSH-D (gene lms). The transcript is spliced from 3 exons. Bases 193 to 1008 code for a protein of 271 amino acids. NCBI's taxonomy places the organism in Eukaryota, Metazoa, Arthropoda, Insecta, Lepidoptera, Pieridae. The record is from RefSeq and is a predicted model, not a curated record. Gene Ontology annotation, molecular function: DNA-binding transcription factor activity, RNA polymerase II-specific; DNA binding. Gene Ontology annotation, biological process: neuron differentiation; central nervous system development; regulation of DNA-templated transcription.